Molecule: messenger RNA, 1876 nt
Organism: Nelumbo nucifera (sacred lotus)
Lineage: Eukaryota; Viridiplantae; Streptophyta; Magnoliopsida; Proteales; Nelumbonaceae
Product: FBD-associated F-box protein At5g60610-like
Molecular function (GO): protein binding
Source: RefSeq, a predicted model, not a curated record
UUCAAGGCAAAUAUUUCCAGACCCCUCCUUUUCUUCCUUCCUCUGCUUAGGGUUUCGUCUCAGGCUCUCACUAUCUCAGCUUUCGUUUUUGCUUUGCACAUCUGCAGGUCUAUGUGAGUUGUGAUUAUUUCUGUGUUGCAGUGGUUCGUGAAGAGCGAUAACCAGUGAAUGAUGGAAAGAAAUACAAAGGAACGGAAGAAAUCGAACGAUGAAGAUAGCACGAGGGAGGUAAAAGACAUGCUAAUAAGCAAUUUACCCCACCACAUAAUCCUCCAUAUCCUCUCCUUCCUCGACAUGAAGCAUGUUGUUCGGACCAGCAUUUUGUCCAGAAGAUGGAGACACCUUUGGAAAUCUCUUCAGUACCUAAACUUUGACCACAACCUAUUCUCUUCGUUUUAUUCGAUCGGACAGAGGAGUAGGAGAGAGCAAUCCUUUACGAAUUUCGUGUCCAGGGUACUGCUGCUUCGUAACCACACAACUGACAUAGUGAAGUUCAAUAUCUCCUGUGACGAACAUUGUUGUGUUGACAGCCUCGCUACAUGGAUCCUCGUUGCGAUAAGCUAUAAUAUUCAAGAACUUCAACUUCAAGCUUUUCGUGAUAUAGAUAUUCGAUUACCCCGUGAGAUAUACACCUGCAAUUCCUUGCAGACGCUGAAGUUGAAGUCUAAUUCAUUCAGACUUUCUGCUCUAACCUUACCCGGUUCAGUGAGUUUACCUCUACUCAAAUACCUUUCUUUUGAGUCAAUUAGUUUCAUGAAUGAUAAGUCGAUAAGCAACUUCCUCUCGGGGUGUCCCGUCUUGGAAAAUUUGUUCUUUGACUACUGCAAUUUUCGUCCUUUGAAGUAUCUCCUAAUUAGUUCUCUUCAACUUAAGGAGUUGGUUAUAGAUACUGAUGACGAUUAUGACAGCGAGUGCCACUUCAAGAUAGAUACACCCAACCUAAAGUAUUUCAGGUGCGGAGGAUCCAUGAGAAAUGAGUAUACUCUACUGGACAUGCCUUCUCUGGACAAGGCUAACAUUGGAAUGAGAAUUGAAGAUGAGAUCUAUAUAAUGUAUGAUCACAUGGAGACGGACAUAGCGAUGGCGAUGUCGAUACUUAGGUCGUUCAGAGAAGAAUAUGCUCAACGCAUGAUGAAGAUUCUUAGAAGUCUUGGCAAAGCAAAAGCUCUAACCUUGUCACCUUGGACGCUUGAGUUUGCCUCAGGAGCUCCAGCUGUAUUAGAGCAAGUUCACAUUCCAUUUUGUAAUCUUAGAUGCUUGAGGCUGACAACAAUGUGUAGCACUGCAUCCUUACGAUUAAUAAGAUACUUGCUCGAAAAUUCUCCUAUUAUAGAAGCCCUUGUGAUGGAAUUAAUGCAGCAAUGCUGCCCAUCAGAUAUAAGGAGGACCCUCGUUAUGAAAUCGUUUUAUUCCAGAAGCAUUGGAAGAGGUUCGGAACCAGAGUUCACAUUGUGUCAUCUCAAGUCUGUUGAGAUCUCAAAUUUUCUAGGAUGUGAGAAUGAACUCCGGUUUUUGAAGUUUUUGAUGAAGAAUGCAACGAAGUUGGAAAAAGUCAUAAUCACUUCUUCAAAUCAGGCAACUGUUAGACAGAAAAUGAAAUGGAGGAAGAAGAUAAAAUCGUUUCUGCAUGACUCUCCUCAUAUUAUGACAGUCGUCACCUAAAUCUUCCAUGAGGGCUUUUUUGGGAGGUGCUGGAAACUGAAUUAAGGCAAAAGUUCUAUGUUUUGCAUGGAAGAAUAUUCAUUCCGAUUCAGAUUCUCUUUUGUCUAUCACGGUCCUGCUGGUCUAUUUUGCACUGUAUAAAGCAAAUUAAACAGUCUUCUGAUAAUGUUUUUUAAAUAUAUUUAUAGGAGAAUUAAUAGGGCAGUUUAUACUA